GCAGUAUACGAUGCGCAAAGACACAGGGCCUCAAAAUGGAAGAAUGGAGUAAAAUAACACAGAACAACACAAGCACGUCAUAGAAAGCAACUUUAUAAAUUAGUUCAUCCUAUGUGCUCUGUGUAGUAUUUAAGGCUCGGAGAGACGUAACCAGUACUGCUGCUGCUGUAAAGCAAGCUGUGAUAAACAGUUAGUGAUGGAGCCAUCAGAGGAGACGGGACCAAACUGGGGUUCUCAAGAUGUCAACCCUUUGUUCAUGCAGCAGCUCAGAGAGCUGGACAUCCCUGAAGAAGCAGCCAAACAGGCCCUACUGCACACUCGGAACGUCUCAGCUGAGGAGGCGGCCAUGUACUACUUCAACAAACUGGAGAAUGAGGAGGAGGGGGACGAGGACGUUAUGUUUAAGAUGGUACUUGUUGUGAACAUGGACCUUGGCAUGGGCGUUGGGAAGAUUGCAGCCCAGGUGGGUCAUGCUGCUGUAGGUUUGUACCAGGCUCUACAGGAGAAAAACAGCUGGCGGGAGAUGGCCUGGAAGUGGGACCACAGUGGGGCUAAGAAGGUGGUGCUCCAAGGCACCAAUGUGGCCCAUCUGCUGGAGCUACAGGCCCUGGCCCUCAGCCUCAACCUGCCCACUUACCUGGUCCAAGAUGCAGGUCUUACCCAGGUGGAGUCCGGCUCCCGUACGGUCUUGGCCAUCAUGGGAGCAGAGGAGAUGGUGAACAAUGUCACUGGCAGCCUGAAGCUGCUUUGAGUUGCCCUGGUGUAGCAAAGGUUUGGAGACAAGUCUCUGCAGUGGCACAAAACAACCAGGAAGGGGCAGUCUUUCUCAGCAGCAGGAGAACUUUAGUCAAUCAAGCAUGAGCUAAAACCUUACAGAACCCAACACUAGAAUUAUUAGUAUUGAUCAUAUGUUAACAUUAAGUUUUUCACGAUUGUGUCUCCGUACAGCUUAUUUUGCCAGGUUUUCUGACUUAUAGACCCAUAACAUCAUGCCCUGUGUUAUGGCUGUGGACAUGCUUUUUAUGGCUAUGUGAUGUGCUGUUUUUAUCCAGCUAUAAAGCUGCUGAUUUGUUGUUUUGUUUUAAAGAAUGUAAAUCCUUCAUGCUACAAUUUUUCUGACUUUACAUUUAAAGCAGCUUAAAAGCCUGGCAUCAAAAAUAACACUGUAAACAUUUUGACUGGGUCUAAACAAUUCUUUGAAGGAUGAUGUGUUUAAGUUAUUUGAAUAUGGUUGUGUAUUUGUGGCCAUAAUGAAGAAUUUCUCACUGAUUACUAUAGAGUCACAUUUUACAGUGAAACUAGACUAUUCAUUAUGCAGUAUUAUCAUUAUGCAUGAGAUACAAAAUGUUACAAUAUGAAUUACACAUUAGUCAGACAUUUGCAGGCUGUUAUUUCAUAGUUUUGCUCUUGUGUCAGACUGGUGAUCAUUAAAAUACUUCUACAUUACAA
Girardinichthys multiradiatus is the source of this 1449-nucleotide messenger RNA. Its product is annotated as UBA_like_SF and PTH2 domain-containing protein. Gene Ontology annotation, cellular component: cytosol; mitochondrion. Bases 197 to 751 code for a protein of 184 amino acids. The record is from RefSeq and is a predicted model, not a curated record. Gene Ontology annotation, molecular function: peptidyl-tRNA hydrolase activity; protein binding. The transcript is spliced from 7 exons. NCBI's taxonomy places the organism in Eukaryota, Metazoa, Chordata, Actinopteri, Cyprinodontiformes, Goodeidae.